Molecule: messenger RNA, 2060 nt
Organism: Aspergillus melleus
Lineage: Eukaryota; Fungi; Ascomycota; Eurotiomycetes; Eurotiales; Aspergillaceae
Product: UPF0183 domain protein
Exons: 2
Coding region: 280-1812 (510 amino acids)
Biological process (GO): Golgi to plasma membrane protein transport
Cellular component (GO): trans-Golgi network
Source: RefSeq, a predicted model, not a curated record
CGUAAACAAACGGGCACGUGCCGUCAUGUGGCCCGGGCGUCAGGAGGUCAGUCCCGCCGCUCACAUGAUCCCAUGCGCUCAUCGUCCCUCCUGAUCUGAUCUGACCUGCCCUGAGUCUUGAUUCUUGUUUUGUUCCGGUUCAGAAUCCUGUCUCAUCCUUUCUCUGUCUAUUCUGACUAUUCUAACUACAGACUCAUCUGUACUGUUUAUAUUCAUGGAGUAAUCAUCCUCCUUUGCCCUUCAUUCCAGCUCCAGGAUGAGAACGGGCUGUAGAUCAUCAUGACCGCCACCAGACCUUCAACUCAGACGCAGAUAUUCCCGGGGAAAGGACUGGGGUUCAUAACCCUCGGUGCGUCGCUACAUAAUGUCCUCAGUCGCGUCAAGUCCCAUCCCCAGACCUACCCCGCAAUCGACAUAGCGUACUCUCCCUCGGAUCCCAUCCAGAAGCCCGUAACACUGCAGCUGCCGUCCAACGGUCUCCGUUUGCGCUUCGACGGUCCUGACCAACGGCUACGUCUGAUCGAAGUUCUGGACUUCUCCAAGAUCACUCUUGUCUACAAGAGCCAGGAGGUACUGAAGGGAGUCAAGCCGCAGGAACAGCCGAUUUCACAGCAAGGGCCUAGUUUCCGACAUGUCUACAAUCGUCUCUUCGGUCCCUCCUACCCGGGCGAAUACAUACCUCCGACCAAUCAGUCCCCCUAUGGCACAUACGUGCUUUCAUACCCCGGGGUCUCAUUUUCGUUUCCCCUGCAGCAUUCCGCAUGGUCCGAUCAGUGCGACUUUGUAGCGUUGCUGUCCUCGUCGGCGGCGCUGCCGGCAACCUCGAUGGCCAUAUUCCAAGGCGCGUCGUGGCCUGAGGCUCGAAAUAAAUUAUUUACUCAGCAACCGCAGUAUCCUCGCUUUCCUGCGUUGGCCGGGAAGACUCGAGACGCGGUGCCGGAUGAGGUGGAAGAGUUCCUCAUCUUAGGUGCUGGCAAACUGGAAGCGGUUCGCCGAUCCACGCCGUCUUCCUAUAUCAGCCUAGCCGAAACCACACCGCAGGACCUGAUUGCUGACUUUGGUCCGCCCGACGCCAUCUACCGUAAGAAUGAUCGAAGAAUCUCGAUCCACCGUGCCGCUGGCGGUACCAAUGGCGACGAUCCUCUUCGCAUAAGCCCGUCUCCGGGCAGGGGAAUGGAUGUAACUGACAUCGAUCAUUCGUCCAACAGCGGCACGGAUGACUCGGAUGACGAAUUCUCUCAAAUCCACAACCUAGACCCCAUGUCGCUUCCCACUGAAUGUUUCUUCAAUUACUUCCACCAUGGCUUUGAUGCCUUCAUCUCGUACCCUACCACACCCGGGCCUGCGUUCCCCGGGUCCGCUCUCGCGGAUCCAUCUCCCCCAUCCCCCUCAACUAAUCUGGUCGUGACCAAGAUCGUUCUGCACGGCAAUGUGCCUGGGUCAUAUCCUUUCAACCGCCACCGCCGCAGUCGCUGGAAGGUCAACUUGAACCCCUCCAACCAAAUCAUCACCUCCGAAACCCGCUACGAUGAGAUCUCCGAGCGACUCCGAGGUGUUUGGAAAGGCUACUAUGCCAACUCUGCGGAAGAGCGAGCUCUGCAGAGGCCCAUGGUGCUGAACCGCGGUUGGGGCGACAGCCCUGAGAGUAGCGUGGAGUUUCUAGGCGGGUGGGAGGAAAGUACGGGCAAAGGUCACCGGACCGGCCAUGAUAACCACGACGGGGGACUGGGUAAUACGGAGUUAUUUGGUUUUCCUGGACUUCUUUUCGAGGUUCUGAAGAAUGGCGCUGUCAGCUGCUUGACCAUAUAUUGACACACUUAGAUUGCCGGCGUUAGGCAUUAUUGUAGUGAUUGCUUUCGGUUUAAUUUGUAUAUGCCAUUUAAUUAUACUACUCGGAAUAUCAAUUUGUCAUGUAUGAGUUCCUUUUUUGUCCGCAUGCUCCAAACAUUAGCUAAAGAUCCCCGGAUAGUUACUGAACGGGUGUUUAUAUAUAGAUCGGUCAAUGCAACCUUUCGAGUCUAUUCUUCACACAAUGUAUAUUUCUUUAAGCAUAUUGCCCA